This is a messenger RNA of Dunckerocampus dactyliophorus (ringed pipefish), 4828 nucleotides long. It is a transcript of the gene themis2, whose product is annotated as thymocyte selection associated family member 2. The transcript is spliced from 5 exons. The record is from RefSeq and is a predicted model, not a curated record. Gene Ontology annotation, biological process: T cell receptor signaling pathway. Lineage: Eukaryota; Metazoa; Chordata; Actinopteri; Syngnathiformes; Syngnathidae. The coding region runs from base 80 to 2137 and encodes 685 amino acids.
GCAGACGCAUCUGUGACUUCCUCCUUCACUUUUGUGGUUUUGGACUGACAGGCACCCCACUAUCACAUUUAUAGUCUGCAUGAUUCAUUCUAUGAUGGCAGCCAGCAGCGUGUUGCCUCUCCAGCAGUACAUCGCAUCACUAAACAGCACAUGUCUGCCCAGAAUCCUGCAGGUCUGCUCGGGAGUCUACUUCCAAGGCUCCAUCUAUGAGAUCUCGGGGAACGAGGUGUGCUUUUCCACCGGGGACGUUAUCAAAGUCACCGGCAUUGAACUCUUGUCCGUUUGCUGCAAAGAUGUCAGCAGCGAUGAGAAGUUUGAGCUGCCCAUCAACCACACAGGCUUGUUCAAGAUCAGUCCAGAGGUGACGCCGUACAGCACAGUGGAGGAGCUGGUCAAGCUGAGGCCUGUGGAUUUAGAGUCCUGCCUCCCCGUCACAUUCACCAGCCGCAACAAAAUGACCCUCGAAGAUGUCACGCUGAGGGAGGGCGCAGUCUUGACCUUGCUGUCUGUCGAAGACGAUCGGUGUCGCUGCCACAUCAGAGGCAAUGGGGAAGCCUCGGCCGAGGUGUACGUGUCGCUGGCGACGCGUGGAGAGUUCUACAUGUGCGGGGGUGAGGAGCGCUUCACUCUCAGGGAGAUCAUGGCUUCGCCGUGCCUGCGCCUUCAACGAUUCCACUUCGUUAACACCGCAAUGUGGCAACAGACCCUCGUCCUCAGUCCUGUCUACCAAAUCUGUGCCGUCAUGAACUUGAGGAAGAACGUGUUGAGGUUCCCCUCCAGCUUAGAGGUGGACGUGGUGGACAUCACUGACAUGUGCAAGGAGGUCAACUUUGUCUCCCCUCUCAGUCUCGCAGACGUCCAUUCCCUGACCGAUGAAUUCUUCCCUGUUGUCGUGGAGGUCUUGGAGGGUCCGGAGACGGGUGCUCUGUUUAAUUGCAGAUGGCUGCCGCACCUCCAGAAGGGAACCCUGUUGGUUUUCCACGGAAAGAGAACUUCAGCCAUGACUGUGAUGUCCAGCUUGAAAAGCCGCAAGUCGCAGUACUUCCUUGUCUCAAAGCAGUAUGGUGGACAAUUCCGGAGGCGUCCCAGAGGGUUUGAUUCAGUCUAUGAGCUCUAUGUGGCCUCCAUGCAAGCACCAGGGUUGAAGGUAUCCGUCACAAGGAACUGUGAGGAAGUUGAGGAAGAAGGUCUUCCUGGGCUGAGUGUUGGGGAGCAGCUGGAGGUGGUGGGUUGUCAAAAAGUCCUGCUGCCAUGUGGAGGCACUGAGAGGCAGUCAGUUGACGCUCUCGUUUGCCAGCGCCUCCAAGAUGUGGAUGAAGGAGAUGAGGAUGAGGAUGUUUUUCUGCCUCUGUACAUGCAAGGCCACUUUGUGGAGGUGCUGAGCGACAACAAGAAGUACAAACUGGAAGACUUGGGCAGGAUGUUCAAGCUGCCGCUGAAUGUGAAAGCAGUGAGCCGGGAUCCCGAACUGGAGGUCGACCCUCUUGUGGGAUUUCCGUGUCUCCGGGUAGAGGGGGCCACGCUGGAGCCCACCAUCCUGGCGAGCUUCCUGCACUCGCCGGAGCUCUGCUUUGAGAUACCCGCCCAGAGGAUCUCCAUGUCUGUGUGUCAAAGCCAGCAUGGCCUGCCGUGGCCCGUUGAACAACCCCCAGAGUGUCACGUGGAGUGUGUUACCGAGGUGACGGACAGGUUCUUGCACCAGUUCCUAAAGGACGCUAUGACAAGGGACGAGCCUCCACCCAGACCCCCCAAAAGGAAUCAGUUUGAGUCGACCACGAGGCUUGCAAAGGCGUCCCAAAGCACGCCGAGCCAAGAGUUUUCCAGUUUGACUUUAAGAAGCAGAAGCGAGAGCUGCUCAGUGCCUCCGCCUCCUGCUCGCCAGGCAACUCUCACCGACAGACUGCUGCCAAUCACGCCACUAAAGCACUCAGCGCCUCCGACCUUGCCUGCAAGGGCCGCGCCCAAAACCUAUGUGAGAGUGGGAACUCAUGUUAAAGGUGAAGGACAACCUUUAGUCUUUUUGUGUUACUGCAAACUGUGGAGUCUACCAAUAUUCUUCUCCUCGCAGGGUCACCGUGGACGUCUGCAGCAGAGCACUCAGACGACUACGAAGAAGUGGAGGACAUGCUGGCAGUGAUGGUGAAGGAAACCCAGGAGAGUGCGGCUUUCUACUAGCGAGACAAUGCUGGGCUGCACCACCUAAGAUUUUUAGCUAUUACGUUCAGCCGUUCACUGUGACACACCAGCCUGAAGCUCUUACAGUGGUGUGAAAAAGUGUUUGCCGCCUUCCUGUUUUCUUUUCUCUGCAUCUUUUUCACACUUAAAUGUUUCAGAUCAUCAGAAAAAUGUAAUUUUUAGUCAAUGACAACACAACUAAAUAGAAAAUGCAGCUUUUAAAUUAAACUUGUUAUUAAAGGAGGAAAAAAAAAAUCCAAACCUACAUGGCCCCACGUGAAAAAGUGAAGCCCCCUAAACCUAAUAACUGGUUGGGCCACCCUUAGCAGCAACAACUGCAAUCAAGCAUUUGCGAUAACUUGCAAUGAGUCUCUUACAGCGCUGUGGAGGAAUUUUGGCCCACUCAUUUUUGCAGAGUUGUUGUAAUUCAGCCACAUUGUAGGAUUUUCAAGCGUGAACCACAUUUUUAAGGUCAUGCCACAGCAUCUCAAUAGGUUCAGGUCAGGAUGUUAUGAGUGGCCACCGCCACGAGUGCUGGAUCCCAAACGCAGUGACGAGAGAGUCCGUGUAACAACAUUUAUUGUCACAAAAGGUGUCCACGACGUGGGAAAGCACACCAAAUACAAAAUACAACACAAAAACCACCCGGACCUAGUCACGGGGUAAGAACUGAAAACUAAGAACGCUGCUAGCACGGGAAACAAGCAGGGAGAAAAAAAUAGAACUAAAGGGAGCUGCAAAAAAGGUAGCAGACAGGAAAAAAGGCGAACAGAAAUCGCUGCUGAGAACCAAGCAGGUACUAGUGACACUCACCACUGCAGGAAAAAAGGCCUGGCAGGCGAAAAAUGAACUACACGUACAACAGAGGCAAAAAAGGACCAGAAAGUAGUUGGAUGCAAAAGGCAGCUCAAGAAGGCUGGUAGGUAAUUGCCCACAGGUGUGAUAAUUGGCUCCUCCUGGUAGGCUUGGAGGUGUGCUGCAAUAUAAGGCAGAAAGACGGCAGCAGGGCAGCACACCGAACAUGACACAGGACUUUGACUAGGCCACUCCAAAGUCUUCAUUUUGGUUUUCUUUAACCAUUCAGAGGUGGACUUGCUGGUGUGUUUUGGAUCAUUGUCCUGCUGCAGAACCCAAGUUCAUUUCAGUUUGAGGUCACAAAGAGAUGGCUGGUCCUGAAGCAGCAAAACAGCCUCAGACCAUCACACUACCACCACCAUAUUUUACUGUUGACAAGAUGUUCUUUUUCUGGAAUGCCGCGUUACUUUUAUGCCAGAGGUAAUGGGACACACACCUUCCAAAAUGUUCAACUUUUGUCUCAUCAGACCACAUUUUAUUUUCCCAAAGGUCUUGGAGAUCAUCAGCAUGUUUUCUGGCAAAAUUGAGACAAGCCUUAGAGCACGUGUGUCAAACUGCAGGUUUUCUCUCCAACCAGUUUCUUCAGCAGGUGAUUUAAUUGAUGAGCUCCUUCCCUCAAACUGAAGGUGUUGAUCAUUAAAAUCACCUGCUUUAGUGACUGGCUGGAAAGAAAACCUGCAGUGUCUCGGCCCUCCAUGGCACGAGUUUGACACCCCUGUCUUAGAGGGAUAGUUUGGAUUUUUUGACAUGAAGUUGUAUGACAGCGUUGCAGUCCAUUAACAGCGACUUACCCCCCCACUUGGUCUCGUAAGUCCAGUUUUGGUCAGAUUUCUGUGAUGAAGAACAUACUUCCGCUUACAUUCUGGGGACAAUUAAGUAAAGUGUUUGGCUUCUAAAAACAAUAUGCAUUCAGAAGAUUAAUACAUUUGCAUCACAAAAAAGCCUACUCAAAAAAAUCAGACCUCACAAAACGCUUGCCGUUAUAUUUGUCUCCUGCCGUAAUUUCUGCGCAGUCACCUGUGCGUUCUUGUGUGUGACGAAGACUUCCCUACUAUCUCUUUAAUGUUCUUUUUGUUAUGCUGUGGUUUUCGCCUUGGAACUUUGCCACGCAGGCCGUUUUUGCCCAGUGUCUUUCUUAUGGUGGAGUCAUGAAAACUGACCUUAACUGAGGCGAGUGAGGCCUGCAGUUCUUUGGACGUCGGUGUGGGCUCUUUUGUGACCUCUUGGAUGAGUUGUCGCUGCGCUCUUGGGAAGGUUCACCACUGUUCCAUGUUUUCGCCAUUUGUGAAUUAUUGCUCUCACUGUGGUUUGCUGGAGUCCCAACGCUGUAUCUAGAAAUGGCUUUAUAACCUUUUCCACACUGAUACCCAAUUAAUCUGUUGGGGAAUAACUUAUUUUUCUCUUCGUAAUAAAAAGUUAAAUUUAAAAACUGCAUUUAGUGUUCAGUUGUGUUGUCAUUUACUAAUAUUUAUAUAGUUAUGAUUUAGUUUGAUGAUCUGAAACAUUUAAGUGUGACAAACAUGCAGAAAUCAGAAAGGGGACAAACACUUCACACCACUGUAGCUACAAACUGAGAUAUCUGAGAAGGAAAUCAGUAAAACACUGCACUAGUGAACAACAUAUGACAGCAUAUCAUAGCAAGCCCCGAAUGCCAUGUAAAUAUGGCCUGCAGUGCAUAAAAGACUAUUAUUAAACAUAAAAAAUGUGCACAAUUAAUCCAGAAAGGGAUGACGCCAUCACAGCACAUAGAAACAUCCAGGUAGCAUGGAAAGAUGCCACCUAAUGUAUUGUGCUUUAU